AUGUUUAUGAGUUUUAGGGUUUAUUCAUCUGGAAUGAAUGUGGAUGAUGAAUGCAAACUCAAGUUCUUAGAACUAAAGGCCAAGAGAAACCACCGUUUCAUUGUGUUUAAGAUUGAGAACCAAGAAGUGGUGGUAGACAAAGUUGGAGGCCCAACAGAAACCUAUGAGGACUUCACAGCAUCUCUUCCACCUUCAGAGUGUCGAUAUGCUGUCUUUGAUUUUGAUUUCACCACCGAAGAGAAUUGCCAGAAAAGCAAGAUUUUCUUCAUUGCAUGGUCUCCUGAUACAUCCAAAGUAAGGCAAAAAAUGGUGUAUGCAAGUUCAAAGGACAGAUUCAAGAGGGAACUCGAUGGCAUUCAGGUUGAACUGCAAGCUACAGAUCCUAGUGAAAUGAGCUUGGAUAUUGUCAAAGCUAGGGCAAUCUAA
Neltuma alba is the source of this 426-nucleotide messenger RNA. RefSeq names its product actin-depolymerizing factor 7-like. Gene Ontology annotation, biological process: actin filament depolymerization. The transcript has 3 exons. Bases 1 to 426 code for a protein of 141 amino acids. Gene Ontology annotation, cellular component: actin cytoskeleton. NCBI's taxonomy places the organism in Eukaryota, Viridiplantae, Streptophyta, Magnoliopsida, Fabales, Fabaceae. The record is from RefSeq and is a predicted model, not a curated record. Gene Ontology annotation, molecular function: actin binding.